GACCGAACCGCGGUAUAGGCAGCCCAUUCGCUCCAGGCGAAAACCGCUCUCCCCAGCUAUUUAGGAGCGACUUGGUGGCGCGCUACUCAUCUGCUCGCAGCUCGAGCUUCGUUAACAGGCUCACUUCUAAACGCCGCCUUUUAGAGAGGCAACGUAUCGGUAACCGGUAACAGGGGAACUUCACUGCCAGGUCACACGUUCACAUGCCGGUCAUUAGAGUUUUCCGUUGAUCUAUCCUACAUUUCUCGCUCAAGCGUCCGUUCAAUAUAGAUAUAAAUACAACUGUCUUGGACUCUGGCUGGGGGAUGUUGUAGGCUCGUGGCGUUAACAGGUAGGCGAGAUAAGCUUGUGUGCUCGUUCUGUGCCAACAAGGGAAGAGAGAGGCGGGUUGUGCUUGAAACCCACGAAAAGACAGCAAGAAAGGAAGAGUAGUUGCUGCAUAUGCUGUAGCUAAUGGGGAUCCUAAUAAACUAAACAGGUAUUCCACAUUCUCACCAAUAUCGAUUUCCAGGUCGUAUUCUCUCCACGCAUCUGAUUGACCUUUGACGGACGUUUGAUUGGUGGAUGUAAUGCCCAUAUACAUCAUCGAUCGAAAAUUUCCAGAGACACCUGGUGAGUCAUUACAGCCAGCAGCUGAAGGAGUGUUGAGCAUGGUGGAGACCGUCCCCCCAAAGUCGGCUAAGAAGCCCCGCUGGACCUCUCUGGAGAUCGGCCUGCUCACCAUCGUCUCCCUCCUCUUCAUCGUCAUAGUGGCCCUCAUUGUCCUCUUCGCCACACAACGGACUGAUAGCGAUGGUGUCUGCACCACGGCGGACUGCACUCAGUCAGCAUCUCGCCUGUUAGAGAACAUGGAUGCCAAUGUGGACCCGUGUGACAACUUCUACCAGUAUGCCUGUGGAGGCUGGUUGAAGAAGAACGUCAUCCCAGAGACCAGCUCCCGAUACAGCACCUUCGACAUCCUACGAGACGAACUGGAGGUGGUCCUCAAAGGUGUUCUAGAGAGAAGCGUGAAGGGGGAGGCCAGUGCCCUCACUAAAGCCAAGACCCUCUACAGAUCCUGCACCAAUGAGAGUCAGAUUGAGAAAAGGGGCGGAGCUCCUUUACUAGACAUACUUCCUAAUGUGUUUGAGUGGCCAAUAGCAACAGACCACUGGGAGACUGUCUAUGGGAACACAUGGAAGUUGGAGGAUGCCAUUGCCAGACUAAAUGAGAAAUAUGGAACUCAAGUCUUGGUUAAUUUUUUUAUCGGCACUGAUGACAAAGACUCCAAUUCACACAUCAUUCACUUUGACCAGCAAACCAGCCUUGGUCUCUUAUCCAGAGAGCAUUAUACCUGCACCGGGCCCUACGCAGAGCCAUGUAGAGCAUAUGAACAGUUCAUGAUAGACGUGGCCAGGUUGAUCCGUACCGACCGCAGCCUAGAGGUCAACGAGACCCAAAUCAGAGAGGAGGUCACCAGGGUCAUUGAGCUGGAGAGGGAGAUCGCCAACGCAACUGAUACUCCAGAGGACCGUAACAACCCAGUUCUCCUCUACAACAAAAUGGAGCUGGGUGUUCUCAAUGCUAACUUCAGCCUGGAGGUCGACACACAAGUGUUUGACUGGAGUUACUUCACCAGGAAGAUCAUGGGGACGGUCGGCAUCACUGUGCCUGACACAGAGAAUGUUAUCAACUACGCACCUAACUACUUCAGACGGCUCAACCCUAUCCUAGCCAAGAACACUAAGAGAGUCCUGCAGAACUACAUGGUGUGGCGUUUUGUCAUGAACAUGGUGGUGGGUUUGAGCAGGCAGUACAGGGACACCAGGAAAGCCUUCCGCAAGGCGCUGUACGGUGCCACGUCGGAGGCGGCGGUGUGGCGGCAGUGUGUCAUCUACGUCAACAACAAUAUGGACAACGCUGUCGGAAGACUGUAUGUAGAGGAGUCCUUCUCUGGGGAGAGCAAAGAACUGAUGGAAGAGAUGAUCUCUGUGAUACGGGAGGUAUUCAUCAGUAACUUAGACCACCUAAGAUGGAUGGAUGUAGAGACCAAGAAGGCUGCUGAGGAGAAGGCACAAGCUAUCUGUGAGCGGAUUGGCUACUCCGACAACAUCAAGAAUGACACUUACCUGAACAACGAGUAUAAAAAUUUGAGCUACAGUGCAGAGGAGUACUUUGAGAACAUCCUCCAGAACCUGGACUACGUACAGAAGAAACGUCUGAGGAAGCUACGGGUCAAAGUUAACAAAGAAGAAUGGGUAACAGGAGCAGCCGUUGUCAACGCCUUCUACUCCUCAAGCAAAAACCAAAUAGUGUUCCCAGCUGGCAUCCUCCAGCCUCCGUUCUUCGGUAAGGGCCAGACCAAGUCUCUGAACUUUGGAGGUAUCGGCAUGGUGAUCGGACAUGAGAUCACACACGGGUUCGAUGACAACGGUCGUAACUACGAUAAAGAUGGUGACCUGAAGGACUGGUGGACGCCAAGCUCCACCCAGAACUUUGUGAAUCUGUCCAAGUGCAUUGUGGACCAGUAUGGAAGCUUCUCCUGGGACCUGGCCAACGGACUGAAUCAGCUCAAUGGGAAUAACACUCUGGGAGAGAACAUCGCAGACAAUGGAGGCAUCCGUCAGUCCUACCAGGCAUACCUGAACUAUGUGGAGAAGAAUGGGAAUGAGCCUCUCCUGCCUGGAAUACACCUCAACCAUCAACAACUCUUCUUUGUCAACUUCGCCCAGGUGUGGUGUGGAACACAUCGACCAGAACAAGCUGUCAACUCCAUCAAAGUAGAUGUACACAGUCCAGGGAAGUUCAGGGUUCUGGGGUCCCUCCAGAACUUCCCAGAGUUUGCCAAGGCCUUCAACUGUCCCAAGAACAGCUACAUGGUGCCUGACAAGACUUGUCAAGUCUGGUGAUACUGUAGUCCUGACACUAGCCUUGCCCUGAGGCUGGUGGAGGGUGAGAGGUGGGCUUGUGUCCUCUUCCCCCUCAUCACCUCAUUUUCCCACCUUGACUGUUAGAGCACUAUUCUGGGACAGGGAUAUAGUCGAUGUUCCCCAGUUCACUUCAGGGUGGGACCAGGACUGCUACACUGAUCGUACAGAACAACCAGCUUCAAGGGACUACAGAGGGCUGUUCAUAUCCAGCUCCCAGGCUCUUCACCCGAUCACCCAGGUCACCGCUUUCCACUGAAUACAGUCACGAAAUGUACUUUUCAAUUCAAUUUCUCCCUUAACAUUUCAAUCAGGAUUCUUCUUUUUUGACAGACAGACAGACAGACAGACAGACAGACUUUUGAACCACGUCCAUUAUUCUAAACUGUCACUUUGUUUGUCUAAAAUGUUAUUUGUUUUACACGACAUAUAAACCAGAAUGUAUACUGUAUAUCAAUACGUUCUAGAUGAGUAUACAUUGACAGUGAUCGAUAGUCUCCCCUGUACAGGGGGGAUUCUAUUUUAUUGUAUAUUUAAGAAAAUAACAUUUUAUUUGACUGACUAUACACCAAUGAGUAUAAUUAGAAUAGCAUAAAUGUUCUGUAUAUAAGGUUAACAUAGCUUCAAAAUGGGUGCCAACUGUUUAUUUCUACAAGCAUUGAACCAAAAUGGGUGCCAACUGUUUAUUUCUACAAGCAUUGAACCAAAAUGGGUGCCAACUGUUUAUUUCUACAAGCAUUGAACCAAAAUGGGUGCCAACUGUUUAUUUCUACAAGCAUUGAACCAAAAUGAAGUUGUUGCCUUGGAAUCAGUUGGGUGACCUAUCUGGUCAGGAAUUGACAUAUACCAAACACAUUCAUAUUUUAUUAUACUGUAAGAAUGUGAGCUUAAUUUAAACUUCACCAUGUGUUCAGCAAAAGAGGCUGGUGAGGGGGAAUAUAGGAGGACGGGCUCAUUGUAAUGGCUGGACUGGAAUCAAUGGAAUGGUAUCAAACACAUGGAAACAAAGUGUUUGACUCAGUUCCAUUGAUUCCGUUCCAUUGAUUCCGUUCCAUUGAUUCCGUUCCAUUGAUUCCGUUCCAUUGACUCCGUUCCAUUGACUCCGUUCCAUUGAUUCCGUUCCAUUGAUUCCGUUCCAUUGAUUCCGUUCCAUUGAUUCCGUUCCAUUGACUCCGUUCCAUUGACUCCGUUCCAUUGAUUCCGUUCCAUUGACUCCGUUCCAUUGACUCCGUUCCAUUGACUCCGUUCUAUUGACUCCGUUCUAUUGACUCCGUUCCAUUGACUCCGUUCCAUUGACUCCGUUCCAUUGAUUCCGUUCCAUUGACUCCGUUCCAUUGACUCCGUUCCAUUGACUCCGUUCCAUUGACUCCGUUCCAUUGACUCCGUUCCAUUGAUUCCGUUCCAUUGAUUCCGUUCCAUUGAUUCCGUUCCAUUGAUUCCGUUCCAUUGAUUCCGUUCCAUUGACUCCGUUCCAUUGAUUCCGAUCCAACCGUUAGAAUGAGCCUGUCCUCCGAUAGAUCCAACCUCUUCUGGUGUUCUCUGUGCGUGUGGGUGUUUGUAUUUGUUUAUGUGUGUUUUUUGUCUGGGUGUGACCGCUACAUUUUUCAACAAGCUUAGGAAGCCUUACAUAACCCAUAGAGCUACUGCUGUUUUGUGUGUGGGGGGCAGAGGAAGUCUGGUUUGUAGUGAAACCACACCCACCCACCAGUGGAGGCUGAUGAGGGGAGGACGGCUCAUAGUAAUGGCUGGAAUGGAGUCAAUGGAAUGGUAUCAAACACAUGGAAAUCAUAUAUUUGAUACCGUUCCAUUUACUCCAUUCCAGCCAUUACUAUGAGCCGUCCUUCCCUCAUCAGUCUCCACACACACUGUUAACGCCAAAGAUUUCCAAUUUCAAAUCCCUAUAUGAGCCUCUCUGGUUUCCAGCAUUCUCAGACAAUAUUUUCCUGAUUUAAAACCGUGACAUGAAUAACUUCUCCCUCCUCUCUCUCUUAUCUCUUUUUCUUCUCUCUUCUCUUCUCUCCCUCUCCUCUCUCUCACUCUCUCACCUCUCCUCUCUCAUCUCUCCUUUCUCUCACUCUCUAUCUUCUCUCUCUACUCCCUUCUCUUCUGUCUCUCUAAUCUCUCCUCUCUCAAUCUCUUCUCCCUCUUCUGAUUCUCUCCAUUUCUAUUUCUCUAUCGCUCUCUUUUUUUCUCUCAUUCACAUUCACUGUUACACACACACACACACACACACACACACACACACACACACGGUUAACGCUAAAGUUUCCCAAUUUCAAAUCCCUAUAUGAGCCUCUCUGGUUUCCAGCAAUCUCAAAUAAUAUUUUCCUGUUAAAAGCGUGCCACGAAUAACCUCUCCCUCCUCUCUCUCAUCUAUUUUUCUUCUCUGUCUCUCUCUUAUCUAUCUUCUCUCUCUUCUCUCUCCCACCUCUCUCUCUCCCUCUUCUUUUCUCUCUUCUCUCUCUCUCUCCUCCUUCUCUCUCUUCUCUCUCUCUCUUCUCUCUCUCUCUUCUCUCUCUCCUCCUUCUCUCUCUUCUCUCUCUCUCUUCUCUCUCUCUCUUCUCUCUCUCUCUUCUCUCUCUCUCUUCUCUCUCUCCUCUCUCUUUCAAACACACAGACACGGCAAACCAAUCAAACGUGUUUUCGCUGUUGAUUACAUCAUUAGUAUGGUUUCUUGUAAAUAUAGAUUUACAAAGUGUUUAUUUUUUGUCUUUUAUGCCUUUGUAAAAGAAAGCAGAAUCUUUGCCCCUGUAAAUCUGGUUGGUGUCACUGUAUCCAUAUUGAUUUUCUUUGAAUGGGAAAAUUAGGUUCAGUCCACAAUGUGUCAUGGGACUCAAAACAUGACUGUUUCUCAAAAUGUCCCCUGUAAGUGUUGCCAUGUCCACUCACACUGCUUUCUCUGUAUAUGGUACCCCUCCCCAACACACACACACACACACACACACACACACACACACACACACACACACACACACACACACACACACACACACACACACACACACACAACCAUCCCACCUGUAGGACAGACAGAUAUACCUCAGUUGCCUGUUUUUAGAUACUUUGUAAUAAAUAAAAAAUCCUGAUGA
Messenger RNA from Oncorhynchus kisutch (coho salmon), 5995 nucleotides. RefSeq names its product neprilysin-like. The record is from RefSeq and is a predicted model, not a curated record. The transcript has 23 exons. Gene Ontology annotation, molecular function: metalloendopeptidase activity. NCBI's taxonomy places the organism in Eukaryota, Metazoa, Chordata, Actinopteri, Salmoniformes, Salmonidae. The coding region runs from base 570 to 2888 and encodes 772 amino acids. Gene Ontology annotation, biological process: protein processing; amyloid-beta clearance. Gene Ontology annotation, cellular component: plasma membrane.